AUGGCGACACGCUGGUGGGAUCGGAUCAAGCUUCCGCGUACCGCAGAGUCGUGGGUAAUGAUGGCAGCGAUAGAAGAAAUAAGUGGCCCUUCUGAACGAAAGAAAAAGAGUCGCAAUUUCAAAUCGUCCGAUGCUGAGAUCCCCUCUAUCGGAAAGCUGGCCGUUGAUGUUCACUUCCAAGAUGCUGGAAACUGGGAAUCGGCAUCCAAGAUGCAGCUUGGCCACUACCUUACGGCACACAUCAUCUUCCAGUUCGGGCCCCCAAAAAGCCUGCUCCAAUCCCCGAUCAGAGACGCCAUCCUAUUGUUUAAAGAGUCUGAUAACCUCUCAAAAGCGUUUCUGCAGGAGUUUGAGGACUGGAAACUGUACAGACAGAGCCUCAAACAGUUCGGCAGGGGAAGGCCGCAAGCUGGAAAGGCCUCAAAUGUCGGAGUAUUUACCACCGCGUUGAUGGCCAACAGGGCAAUUCCUUCUGUGUCCAAAGAAGACCACCACACAGACACUGACAUGGAAGGUUCUAGACCUCCAUCGAGCCGAAUCAGGGCAAAAGGAAGCCUUGCUGGUGCAGAACCUGAUGCCAUGGAUACCUCGGAUAUCAGCCCAACCCGGGAUCGCACGACCGGCCGACAAACAUCGUCAGAUGAGACAGGAGGAAGUGCCUUGACGCUUGAACCGCUCAUACAAGCUCUCAGCAUUAACGAUAGCGAUGAUACCUACCAGUCAGACAAUGACGUUCUUGAAGAUGUCGUGAACCAUGCGCUGCUCGAUUUUCUCAUGGCGCUUUGUGGGACCUGUCCACAUGUGUCUGUGGACUAG
This is a messenger RNA of Penicillium riverlandense, 816 nucleotides long. RefSeq lists its product as uncharacterized. The transcript has a single exon. The coding region runs from base 1 to 816 and encodes 271 amino acids. The record is from RefSeq and is a predicted model, not a curated record. NCBI's taxonomy places the organism in Eukaryota, Fungi, Ascomycota, Eurotiomycetes, Eurotiales, Aspergillaceae.